GAACAGGAGCUCCUGGAUGCCAGUGAGCGUGUCCAGCUCCUGCACACCCAGAACACCAGCCUGAUCAACACUAAGAAGAAGCUGGAGACAGACAUUUCCCAAAUCCAGGGUGAGAUGGAGGACAUUGUCCAGGAAGCCCGCAAUGCAGAAGAGAAGGCCAAGAAGGCCAUCACUGACGCCGCCAUGAUGGCUGAGGAGCUGAAGAAGGAGCAGGACACCAGCGCCCACCUGGAGCGCAUGAAGAAGAACCUGGAGCAGACGGUGAAGGACCUGCAGCUCCGUCUGGACGAGGCCGAGCAGCUGGCGCUGAAGGGCGGGAAGAAGCAGAUCCAGAAACUGGAGGCCAGGGUACGGGAACUUGAAGGAGAAGUUGAAAGUGAACAGAAGCGCAAUGUUGAAGCUGUCAAGGGUCUACGCAAACAUGAGAGAAGAGUGAAGGAACUCACCUACCAGACUGAAGAAGACCGUAAGAAUGUUCUCAGGCUCCAGGACCUGGUGGACAAACUGCAAGGGAAGGUGAAAGCUUACAAGAGACAAGCGGAGGAAGCGGAGGAACAAUCCAACGUCAACCUCUCCAGAUUCCGCAAGCUCCAGCACGAGCUGGAGGAGGCUGAGGAACGGGCUGACAUUGCAGAGUCCCAGGUCAACAAACUGCGGGUGAAGAGCCGGGAGGUUCACACAAAAAUCAUAAGUGAAGAGUAAUGCAUCCAAAUCUUAAAAAGUGACCAAAGAAAUGCACAAAAUGUGAAAAUCUUUGUCACUCCAUUUUGUACUUUUGACUUUUUGGAGGUAAAAAAUUUAUCUGCCAA
This is a messenger RNA of Galeopterus variegatus (Sunda flying lemur), 809 nucleotides long. RefSeq names its product myosin-8. The transcript is spliced from 6 exons. Gene Ontology annotation, biological process: actomyosin structure organization; peptidyl-threonine phosphorylation. Lineage: Eukaryota; Metazoa; Chordata; Mammalia; Dermoptera; Cynocephalidae. Gene Ontology annotation, cellular component: cytoskeleton; cytoplasm; myosin complex. The annotation marks the transcript as partial. Gene Ontology annotation, molecular function: protein serine/threonine kinase activity. The record is from RefSeq and is a predicted model, not a curated record.